Molecule: messenger RNA, 2253 nt
Organism: Elaeis guineensis (African oil palm)
Lineage: Eukaryota; Viridiplantae; Streptophyta; Magnoliopsida; Arecales; Arecaceae
Product: transcription factor bHLH144
Molecular function (GO): protein dimerization activity
Source: RefSeq, a predicted model, not a curated record
GGUUAGCCAUUAGCCUCUCGGGUUUCCUUCAUCCUAUAUCUCUAUCGUCCUGCGUCCCUUAGCCCGAACUUUAGUCUGGCCUUUUCCUAUGUUCUUCUCCUUCUCCUCGUGUCUCGGUGGGAUAGCUUUUCGAAUUCGUCCAAAAAGCGCGUCAGAGUUCCGAUUUUGAGCUCCACCUUCUCGAUUUGGAGCCCUUAUUUUGAUUGCAUAAUAGGAUUGAAGGAAGGAGAUCAGAUAGAUCAGCAUGCCGUGGGUGCCAUCAUUCUCAAUUCGUUACAGCAGCAGCAGGAAGUGUGUUCGCCUUGUCGUCUUCUUCCGGGUUAUUGUGUGAAGUCUGCGUAUUUGAUUCAUUGAGAGGGGAUCCUCUGUGCUAGGUUUUCGGUCAUCCUGCGUUUUGAAGAGGUGAGAAUGUACAUUGCAGUUACUCUGAAGAGAUAUCGAACAGUAAAGGAGGUUGGGGAGAUCAUAAUGAAUGUAAGAAUCAUCGUGUACUACCAAUUGAUGCAAGUUUGUCAGGCUGAGUACUUCCGCCAGUUGCUUAAGCCUGUCACGUAGUUUGAAUGUAAGUUGAGCUAAUACACCUGUAGACCUGCCUUGUUACUUUGUCCAUUGAUCUUUCGAAAGACAACUAAAUUGUAGAAGAGAUCAGGAAGAAGACUAGCUCAGCAUACAUACUCUUUUCUAACCACAUGAGCUUGGCAUAAUUCAGUGGCCCAUCUGUUCCAUGUCAUUAGAAGCAUCCAACAGCUUCUUUUGAGACGUGUAAUACGAAAGCUGAAAUAUUUAUACUUAAGAACAAUCAAGUCAGCACUGGUAGUAGCACCUCAGUGUUCCACCAUUUGAUAGGGACGCAUGCAGAGAGACUCAAGAUUCUUCUCUGGAAGGUCCUUCCCUCCUGAUGCAUAUGAAGUGGGUGAUUAUACUCAUAACACCCCUUUGGGUGGUCACUAUGCUUAUGAUGCCCCUGCUGCACCUGCUUUUGGUGCCACCCUAGCAGGGACAAAGCAUGGAUUUGCCAGUCCUCUUAAUGGCUUUGAGGUUCAGCCCUCUGAAACCUGCCCAAAGAACUUCAUCAUAUUUGACCAGACAGAUAACAAAAACCGGAUCAUGUUUCAUCCUGCCUUGGCCCAAAAGUUCAAUUCCCCGAACUUCAACAUUUGUGAUGCCCAUGCAGAAGUCGGUGGCAGAAGUACAGGCAAAAAUGAUAACCAUGAUAAAUACUCAUCAUCUCUGAAAGAGAACACUGAAGAUAUUGAUGCAUUGCUGAGUUCAGAGGAGGAAGAAGAAGAUGAUGAUGUCGUCAGCACUGGACGCACUCCUGGCAGCUGGGAAGGCAGUUCCCUGGAUUCUUCUUGCUCGAUGAGCGGUUUGAAGUCAAACAUUGCUUCUACUCAGAAGUCAGCCUCUAGUGGAGCAAGCAACCACGAGAGGAAGAGGGAGAGGAUGAGAAAGAUGGUGAAAGCUCUCAGAGGAAUCAUACCUGGAGGAGAUCAGUUGGAUACUCCUGCCGUCCUUGAUGAAGCUGUUAAAUAUCUGAAAUCCCUCAAGGUGGAAAUGAAGCAGCUUGGGAUGCAGAAUUUUGAUGACUAUAAGUGGUGAGCAACACAAUGAUCUUGAAACUACCUCUAGAGAAAUAAAAUAGAAGGUAUUCUAUUCUAUUCUAUUAGAAGUUUCUGAUAAGUUAAAUCUUUGUUUUUGUUGCUAUGUCUGUUGCUAUGACUGUAGAAUGAUAAGACAUACUUCAACUAUAAUACUAUGCUGCAUGAUUUGAGCAUGGGAGGGUGUCGGCAUCUUUCUCAUUGUGGGCAAAAGAGUAGCGGCAGAGGAAAAGGGUUUUGCUUUUGCUUUGCCGGUGGGCCUCCAGUGCUGCCCACGGAAUUAGAAUCCUUAAGUUUGGGGUCUGGACUCUCAUGGCUGUGCCUUUCUAUCAUCCCCUUUAUAUGCGGACGGUUUGUGGAGGGUGGCUGUUUUGUGAUGGUAUAAUGUUGUCGAAUCCUUUGUGAUGUCUUUAUCUCCACCUCUUAUCUUCAGCUCCACCUCUAUCUUUAGUGGGCAUCCUAUAUUAUAUUCCAGGCUCAUGUAAUACUUGUCUGCCUUUUGGAAUCUUUAUCUCUCUUUAGUCCUAUUUUAUAUGAUAUCUAUUUAUCUUGGCACUGAGUACUUGAAAUUCUAUUCUAUGUUUAAGAUGACUGAUGUAAUGUAAAAUGUAUAACUUCUAAAUUUCUAAGAGGGACAAGGAUGUUGCUUAUCCAA